Molecule: messenger RNA, 1710 nt
Organism: Penicillium brasilianum
Lineage: Eukaryota; Fungi; Ascomycota; Eurotiomycetes; Eurotiales; Aspergillaceae
Source: the annotation of a GenBank genome assembly
AUGUCCUCGAUCCUCCGCCAGAUCGUUGCAGGUCCUCGACUCCAACAUCCAGAGGCUGGCCUAGAUUUAUGCUACGUGACCGAUAACAUCAUCGCAACGUCCGGCCCAUCCGCAACAUACCCCCAACGCGCAUACCGCAACCCUCUCGAGCAGCUAGUCAAGUUUCUCGACUCCAAACAUGGCGGGAACUGGUGUAUCUGGGAGUUUCGCGCCGAAGGCACCGGGUAUCCCGAUUCCGAGGUGUACAAUCGCAUUCAUCACUUCCCGUGGCCAGAUCACCAUCCACCACCCUUUGCGCUGAUCCCGAAUAUUAUGGGUAGUAUGCGGAAUUGGGUGCACCGACUAGAUGCCAAGGAUGGAGAUAAAGUCGCGGGCGCGGACGACCAGGACGCGCAGAAGAGAGUCGUAGUGGUACACUGCAAGGCGGGCAAAGGUCGCAGCGGGACGAUCGCGACCUCAUAUCUGAUCAGCCAAGAAGGAUGGAAAAAGGAGGAUGCAUUGCAAAGGUUUACAGAGCGGCGCAUGCGAGUCGGGUUCGGGAAUGGAGUGAGCAUCCCCAGUCAGCUGAGGUAUGUUGAUUAUGUCGACCGGUGGGCGAACCAACUGGGGAAGCAGUACGUGGAACGACCAGUGGAAAUCCUAGAGAUUCACCUCUGGGGACUACGAGAUGGCGUCAAGGUCGCCGUGGAGGGAUAUGUGGACGAAGGCAAGAAGAUUAAAUGUUUCCACCUAUUCCAUCGCAAAGAGCGCACCGUCGUCGAAGCCGGUAACAACGAUACCACAUCCAUACCCUCUCAAAAUCACCUCGACAUCAAAGACUCACCAGCAAAACCGAUCAAUACAUCCGCAACCUGGUCCCCGCUUGCCACACAAUCCGAUUCAUCUUCCGCAUCCGAACUCUCCCGCCGCACAACGACAACACCCAACCUCUCCGCCAUGAUAUUCCGUCCUAACAAGCGCAUCAUCCUCCCAAACUCAGAUGUGAACAUCGACUUUGAACGACGCAGCAAAGCCUCCUACACGGGAUUCGCCAUGGUGACAUCCGUCGCACACGUCUGGUUCAACGUAUUCUUCGAAGGCGGGUACGAGCACGACUCGGGCGUUUUCGAGAUAGAGUGGGAUGCAAUGGAUGGUAUCAAGGGCAGUGCGAGGAAGGGAAUACGCGCUUUCGAGCGGUUAAAGGUCGUAUGGCGGUAUCCGGCCGAGCAGGACGCGCCGCGAGGCUCGAAUGUGUCUGCGGCUGGACGACCUAUCAGUGAACCCAAGCCCGGCGAGCCCAUCCACGAGAGCGCUCCUGCAGAUUGGCGGGGGAAGAAAGACGACGAUGGCGAGGGCGUUGAGAAAACGCAAAGUCAAGAGAAUACUCCUCCGUCUACGGGUCAGGAUCCAUCAAAGGAGUCCCGGACUGGCUCGAGCACGACGGGGUCGACAUUGCUAGCCGUCGGUGUGGGCUCUCUUCAUGCAUUAGAGAAGCAACUCGGGCUCCGCAAGCAGACGGAUGAAAGUAAGGAUGUGAGUUUAGCGGGUAGUGAUGACGAGGCUCGUGGGGGGACGGAUGAAGAAAGGCGGGCGAAGAAGGGCAAGGGUGUGGACAAUUCCGAGGAGAAGUCCGAGGAAAAUGGGGAUUUGGAGGGUGUCCAGUCUUAUUUUAAGAAUGGAGAUGGACUGAAAGAGAAGGGUGAUGAGGGGGUUCAAGGGAAGCAAUUGUGA